AUGGCAACUCCUUGGCCAAUGAGAAAAGAGAGGUGCUCCCAUGGCUCCACCUGCCUUGCUAGAUGGUCCGCAUCCUCCUUGAUGCUCCUAUGGUUGCCGUGGGUGUUGCUAUGGCAGCCGUGGCCGACCCGAGCUGAGCAAGUCGGCGGCGGUGGACAUGGUGGGAAGGCGCUCCACGGUUCCCUAACGUUUCCCUCGUCCUCGUCAUCUUCCUCCUCCUCGUCCUCGUCUUCCUCGUCCCCCUCCGGCUCCUCGUCGUGGGGCUUCAGCACGAGGCAGAGUGGGGGACAGCUGGACUGGCUGCUGUCGGAGAAGGGACCUUUCCACAGAUGUCCGGAGUACACCGAGUUCAGAGAGAGGUUCCAGCAGGGAUUUUCUACCAGAUACAAGAUUUACAGGGAGUUCAGCCACUGGAAGGUGAACAGCCUGGCCACAGAGAAGAGAGAUUUCCUCAAAGCUCCGUUGCCCUUAGCGCCAGAGUUCCUGCGCAACCUCCGGUUACUGGGGCGACGACCAACCCUGCAGCAAAUCAACGAAAACCUCAUCAAGAAGUAUGGGACCCACUUCCUAGUUUCUGCUACCCUGGGAGGAGAGGAAUCUUUGACCAUUUUCCUGGACAAGCAGAAGCUCAAUAAGAAGUCGGAGGGUAACAGCAACAGCUCAGUGGUGUCUCUGGAGCUGCUCCACCAGCUGGCGGCUUCCUACUUCACAGAUCGAGAGAGCACCCUGAGGCGACUGCACCACCUCCAGAUCGCCACUUCUGCAAUCAAGGUAACUGAAACGAGGACGGGUCCCCUCGGCUGCAGUAACUACGACAGCUUGGAUUCAGUUAGCUCUGUGCUGGUGCACAGCCCGGAAAAUAAGAUCCACCUAAAGGGCUUGCAAGAUGUCCUGCCAGAGUUCCUGCGUGGGCGUUUUGUGGAGGCAGCCCUCAGCUAUGUGGCGUGCAACUCGGAGGGCGAGUUGCUCUGCCGCAACAAUGACUGCUGGUGCCGGUGUUCCUCCCGCUUCCCAGAAUGCAACUGUCCCUUCGCUGACAUCAAGGUCAUGGAGGAGAACCUGGAGAAGAGCAAAGAGGCCUGGAGCAGCUUCAACCAAGAGUUCAUGGAAUCAGAUGAAUUCAAAGCCUUCAUGAAGCGCUUGCCCACUGACCGGUUCUUGAAUGUGUCCACGAUCGCCAAGUUCUGGUCAGCCGACUUGUCCCUCCAGAAGCGCUACACCCAGCUGGAGUCCAGCACUGCCCUGGUCCUGGGAAAAGCCCAGAAGAUCGUCAGGAAACUGUUCACCCUGAGUAAACGCUGCCCCAACCAGCCUCGCAUCAGUCUGCCCCGAGACAGGUCCGUUGGGUUUUGGUUGAGAAGGGCCCAGUCUCUGCUGUACUGCAACGAGCACGGAGUGCUGGGCUCCUUCUCUGAGGAGGUGAAGAGCUGCAGCUGCCCUGCGGAGCAACCCACCUGCCAGGGAGCCGUUCCCUGCAUUGUGGGCACCUCCCCCACCUCCUGCUCCUCCUGUGCCAUUGACAACGCAACCCGCUGUGGAGCCUGUCACCAUGGCAACCUCCUUCAUCUUGGUUCCUGCCAGCCGAGCAUUGCCGCAUCCCUGGACCACUAUCUGAACUUUGACUUGGACAUGCCUGAUGCUGAGGUGAAGUACCUGCUUCAGCGACUGGACAGCAGAAUAGAGGUCCAUGCCAUCUACAUCAGCAACGACGUCCGCCUGGGAAGUUGGUUCAAUCCUGCCUGGAGGAAGAGGAUGUUGCUGACACUCAAGAGUAACAAAAAUAAGUCCAAUCUCAUCCACAUGCUGAUGGGCAUUUCUUUCCAGAUAUGCUCGACUAAGAAUUCAACAUUGGAGCCCGUGCCUGCGGUUUACGUGAAUCCUUUCGGCGGGAGUCACUCAGAGAGCUGGUUCAUGCCAGUGACUCAGCCCGACUUCCCCGACUGGGAGAGAACUCGACUGGACGCCGUAGUCACGGCACAGUGCUACAACUGGACACUGUCUCUGGGCAGCAAAUGGAAGUCCUUCUUUGAAACAGUGCACAUCUACCUGCGAAGCCGCAUUGUCACAGAUGAUCCAACAGUGAAUGAAACUCUCUUCUAUGAGCCGUUGGAUUUGGAUGACCAGACGUCCAACCUCGGGUACAUGAAGAUCAACACGCUGAAAGUGUUUGGAUACAGCAUGCACUUUGACCCUGAGGGCAUCAAGGAUCUGAUUCUCCAGCUGGACUACCCCUACACGCAGGGGACACAGGACGCCGCGUUCCUGAUGUUGUUGGAGAUGAGAGACCGGAUUAACCGGUUGUCUCCACCGGCGCCGCAGCCGCUAGAUCUGUUUUCUUGCCUGUUGCGCCACCGGCUCAAGCUGUCGGCCGGAGAGGUGGCGCGCAUCAAGGAUUCUCUGCAGAUCUUCAACUCCAAGCUUCCCAAUGCUUCUCCUGAACCUGAGCUGGCCCAGCUGUGCAGCUAGCUGUCUAGCUUAGCACACAAGUCAGGUUCAGGAGUGAUACUGCACUUGGAAAAUGGAGUUGCUGCUUCAGGGACAACCCUAGACUGAGUAGGGGGAGGUCCUGCUGUGUUGGCUUUAUGGACCCAAAUUGUCAGGAUUAAUAGAACAUCCACCUCUGAUGGCUUUUCUUCCGGUCACUCUUGGCUGGUUUUCUGGUGUCACGUUUUUAUCACAAGUUGCUACCAGAGAGUAGUGUCAUUUUUGGCGGGAGAACAGCUGAUGCUUGGACCCUCUUUCAGAGGCUCUACUGUACCAGCCCGGAGGCUUACGUUUGCUGUUACUGCCCUGCUAUUGGCAAACUGUACGACUGGUUGAAGCCAAGUGACUCUGGUUUUGUGAAUUGGAACCUCUGAGAGCCGAUGUCAUUAAGUAUACCUGAGAUCUCUACCUUGCAAAGAUGAGGGCGAUUUUGAUAUGUAAAGAGGAACUCUUAAGGGGGUCUUCAAAAACGAGUCAGCGGAAAAGGAUUUCCCCUUUUCUACGCCUAUUUUCUUUGCCUCUCGGGGGAAAGGGAAAAUGGGAUAAUAUUAUAUAUGUGGUGAAUGAGUUGUUAUGUUAUGCUUAACAGUUUAAAAUUUGAUAAUCCUGAACCCUGUUACUGUCUUUGAAUAUUUCUUUUUAAUCCCUGCCUUCCAUUUUAUCUGGCAUUUGAACACUUGUAAGUAUCUAUGCUUAACAUUUGAGUGAGAAGCCUGUUAGUGAUGUUCUGUCCUUGGUGGUGUGUCUAUACCAAAAGAAGGUGAACACAUCAGCAAACUAAAUGGCAAAAUAUCUUCAAUGUUGAGUUCUUUUUUUGAGCUGAAAAUCAUUAAGAAAUCUUCUGAUGUGGUAACAAAAAGGUCUGCAGAUACAAACGCUGUAAAUAAUGCUCCAUCUAACCCCAGGUGUGGACAAGUGCACAUUGCUUUUUAGAUAACCGAGUGCAAAGACCAAAAAAAUGUUUAUAACAAAAACAAACUCAUGCCUUAUAUGGAGAUUCAAUGUUAAGAUAAGAAGCACAUUUAGUUUUUGUGUUUGAUUUCCCAGCGAAGGCUGUGUUGCUUUUUAUAUUUCAGUAUUUCUACCAAGACAGAACAACAGACACAUUCUCCAGAAUACGUGGUAAUGUAGCUUUUCCAUGUAAAUGCCAGUCACACUUUCUGCAGUUACUUGUUUUGAUUUGAUGUUGUGAAACUUUGAGUCACUAUUCACAGUGCACACCAGUACUUGCAUACUGUAAUUGUUCUGCGAAAUCCUUCUAUCUCCAAUCAGACAAAAUCUAAGUAACUGAUAGAACCUGUUUGAUUUUAUUAUGCUUUUAACACAAGGUUUUCAAUGUUUCGGUUUAGUCUCAGGUCAACGAAACUGGUUUGUUUGUUUGUUUGUUUGUUUGUUUGUUUGUUUGUUUGUUUGUUUGUUUGUUU
Seriola dumerili (greater amberjack) is the source of this 3908-nucleotide messenger RNA. RefSeq names its product BMP/retinoic acid inducible neural specific 2 (gene brinp2). Gene Ontology annotation, biological process: positive regulation of neuron differentiation; negative regulation of mitotic cell cycle. The record is from RefSeq and is a predicted model, not a curated record. Bases 1 to 2466 code for a protein of 821 amino acids. The transcript is spliced from 8 exons. Lineage: Eukaryota; Metazoa; Chordata; Actinopteri; Carangiformes; Carangidae.